UAGAGCCUAUAAUGAAAUAUGAUAUACCGUUCUGUAAUAAAAAUGGCCAUUUAACACAUUUGCACAUUAUGUAUGGGAAUCCAUCCAUUUUCUGUAGCCCUUAUUCUCAUUAGGGCUGUAGUUGAGCUGGAGCCCAUCGUAGCUGACUUUGGGCAACAGGCUUUGCACAUCAUGCAAUGAUCACCAUCUGAUUUCAACAGAAUAUCAAUAUUUCGUGGAAAACAAGAUACAAUAUCCAUGUUUUGUACAAUAGCUUCAAAAUCGGUAAUCUGAUUCAUGUACUCCAGUUUCUAGUUUAAUGGCAAUUACUAUAGGGUUGUGCCAUUCUGGGACGAAUAACAGGUUUUCAUUGACACCGUUUUAGUGAACGAUUUCAGAGCACUUUGUGAAAAUGCAGUAUAUUCUCUUUGUAUUUGCUAAAUGUUGUCCUGUGUCAUCAUUGUCAUCAUUCCAUCUAGCACAACAAAGAGUCAAAGUAUACGUAGCUCCUUACACCAACAAACGUCUCGACCCCUCUGUUCAAAUGCCAGGCCUGCAUGAUUAAACAAACAAAAAAUUGGCCCCAAUCAUUCCCUUUUGCGUCAGUCCAUGUCAGAUGAACUCAGGCCCGGAAAAGCUGGCCACGAUUGUUGCUGUUAUAUGGCUUUCGCUUGACAUGGUUGAGUUUUAACUUGCAUUUGUUGAUGUAGCGAUUAAGUGUGUCAAUUGACAAUGUCGUUCCUGAGCCCGCAUGGCAAUAUCCUUGGUUAGUGAUGCCCGAGGAAUGAAAGGUCUCGGCAUUCAGUGUUUGUUUUCAGAUUUGGCACUUGCAGCGACACAUUCAGAUUCUUUUAUCCUUUGAUGUUAUUUUGAAGUGGAAAUGAUGAAAUUUCAUGCACUUGCACGUUAACAAACGUUCCUAAUCUGUUGGACUAUUUGUUUACGCAGGUGUGGUACCUGCAUACUAGCAUAGUCAGAGUUGCAAAGGGUAAAUGGAGUGCAUUGUGCUUUAUCAAAACCAUUUAAACUCUCAGUGGGCGCCUCCUUGAGAUUAACAACCAGCUCUUAUGCAAAAGAAGUUGGAUGUAUCCCCCAAUACUUUCUGAACUACUACUUCCAUUCAAGUAAGUGACAUUACUGAUAUAUAAAUAUGUGACUGUCAGUGGGAAAAAACAGACGACUGAGUCUGAUUCUGCAGAAAUGGACAUAGAGGAUUUUGAUCAGGUUCAGGGGGACCCUGGUGGGAUUAAGGAGGUGGUCUUUUAUUUUAGUUGGUAAGGGAGCGAGUAUAUAUAGAUGUAUGGAAUGUACAUAUGGCAUCUAUAUAGAAACUCUUGUUGAAUUUCUUGAAUUGUUUUUGUCUUCUGGAAAAUUUCAGGAACAAUACUCAUAGUGUGUGUGUGUGUUUUGUGUGUGUGUGUUUGUGUGUGCAGCAGGCUACUAUCAAACCUUCAAUGGGUCAUCAGGAAGGUGCAAUGUCAGUUGCAACAGCAGUUUAAGAGUGCAACAGAUAAAGAGUACGUCUGUCAUGUGUCAUCGUGGCAGAUGAAUGGCAGACGCGGGAAAUGCUGCAUUGCUUCCCAUCUGGGUGACGCACUGAGUGUAUCUCCGGGUCAGGCAAAGAAGCUCUGGAAUGAGAGCGACAGUCGCGAGUUCAGGUGGUGAGCAGGAAUGUUCUUCCCAAUGGCACGCAGGCCAUUUUAUUAUCACGGCAGGAAACAGUGAGGGCACGGUGAGCUAUACACACAUGUACACAUUGAAUCAUUGCAUCUCACUCAGAUAUUAAAAUCUGCCAGUGAAGGACUGUCCACAUGAAAUCUUGACAUGCCAUUAAUAUCCAAUUUAUAUUCCUAUAGACUUGACAGUAUAGUGCAAUGUGCAACACACACAUCUCUAUUGUACUCAUCAGGAAAUGAAGUGAAAAGAUUUGAGCAUCCUUCAUUUUUGGUCAUUGGGACUCACAGCUCAUUACAUUUCAAUUUCACUUGGACAAGUGUUUUAAUGUCCUCUAAUAUGCCAUGGCAUUGCCACACUGGUGUACUUUGUCAAAAAGAAAUGCUCAAUGGCGCAUCAACAACGGCGUGCAGAACGCUGCCAUUUACAAACCAAAUAAACAAAUGAAAAAAAAUCAACUCUGGUGCACCCACCCAAACAAAAUAGCGCUUCCACAAGGAAGAGGCUACAGGAUAGUGUUUACAAAAUCCUCAUUAAGGAAGUUGUGAGAUAACACAUGCUCAGCAUCACACAAAGUGGAGGGCACGCACACACACACACACACACACACGCACACACACACAUGCACACACACACACGCACGCACAGAGCAAAGCAAAGCCUACCAUAUCGUAGAUAAGAGACUGAGAGAAAAAGCUGGGAAGGGAGCGUAAAGCAUAGAAAGAAAGUACAAGACAACAGAGAUGACAAGGUGGACCUCUGUCACACUGCCACUGGACCUGUAGCUCAAUAGCUGUGCCCAAGACUAAAUGCUACGCCAACAGCAAAGCUGCAAAAGGCUUACUGCAGGCACUAUACAUUGUCACAGCAAAGGUCAACAACGCUUUUUAUUGACCGUGACAACAAGACACUAACUGCAAUUUUUUUCUCCAUGGCGAGAAUUUGGGUUUCUCUUCUGGGAACCUUUUGCAGCACUAAGACUUUGCUUUUGCUAUUCUCUCUACUGUUGCUCCGAGGCCCUCUUUGUGGCGAGAGCAGCCCGAUUUCCAACACUGACCGGAGGCUUCGACCCACUCCGGGGCUGGGAGACGGACUGGGAACGGUGGUGGACCCGUCCCAAGCGGAGCAGGACAACAAUCUGAUCAUGCAGGGUGUGCUGGCGAGCCUGAAAGAGCAGUUCCUGCAGACCUUCAACCUGUCUGGCUUGGGUCCACCUCCACUGCCACCUGGAAGCAUACGAGAAGAGCCACCGGAGUACAUGAUGGAGCUCUACAACCGCUUUGCCAAUGACCGCUCCUCUGCGCCCAGUGCCAGCAUCAUCCGCAGCUUCAUAAAUGAGGAUUCCUCUUCAAGCACGGUUGGUAUUGGGGGAGUAAGGCGCCACCCACUCCUCUUCAACGUGUCAGUCCCCCAUCACGAACACAUCACGGCAGCCGAGCUCCGCCUCUACACGCUCAUCCAGUCUGAUCGCCAUCUGUUUGCCGGCGUCGACCGCAAAGUGACUAUUUACGAAGUGGUACGUCAUGAUGAAGAUGACAACAGCACAGAGGAGAAUUUCGCAAGAGGAGAUGACUUUGAGGUUGAAAUGGAUCGUUUGGAGCUGGUGGAGUUGGCUUCAAGACAAGUGUAUGGCACUGACAACAGCUGGGAAGCAUUCAACCUCACUGCUUCGGUGCAGCGGUGGCGUAAGUCUGAGCACGGAACCACACAUCGUUUAGAGGUGCACAUUGCCAGCGUGGCCGGUGAAGAUGACACGCAACGUGUCACACACCAAAGCAAAAAUGGGAAAACUGAAGGGGACAUGAAGAUUGACACAAACGUGAAGGACAAACACAAGCCUCUGUUGAUUGUCUUCUCCAACGAUGAAAGCAGUGACCAUCGAGACAACAAGCACGAGCUGGAAGAGAUGAUUGACCACGAAACCUCCAACGUGAUCCUGCAAAAUGACUUGGAGAAUGACUUGUGGGGCGAUCUGGACGGCCACGGCGAGUCAGAGCCAGAUGAGGCCGACCUUCUCCAAAUGCGCUCCAAUCUGAUCUACGACACAAGCUCACGCAUCCGUCGGAACGCCAAGGGAAACCACUGCAGGAGACAACCUCUUCACGUAGAGUUCAAGGAUAUUGGAUGGGACAGUUGGAUCCUGGCGCCCACCAGUUAUGACGCCUACGAGUGCUCCGGGACUUGCUCAUUCCCGCUAACAAAGCACGUCACGCCCACGAAACACGCCAUCGUCCAAACGCUGGUCAACAUCCACAGUCCUCAGAAAACAGCGCGAGCGUGUUGCGUGCCCACCAAGCUGGAUCCCAUCUCACUCCUGUACCUGGACGACACAGGCGUGGUCACGUACAAGCACAAGUACGAAGGCAUGGCUGUGGCCGAGUGUGGCUGUAGAUAG
Molecule: messenger RNA, 4048 nt
Organism: Syngnathus acus (greater pipefish)
Lineage: Eukaryota; Metazoa; Chordata; Actinopteri; Syngnathiformes; Syngnathidae
Gene: bmp10
Product: bone morphogenetic protein 10
Exons: 3
Coding region: 2585-4048 (487 amino acids)
Biological process (GO): SMAD protein signal transduction; BMP signaling pathway
Cellular component (GO): extracellular region
Molecular function (GO): growth factor activity; cytokine activity
Source: RefSeq, a predicted model, not a curated record